AGUUUGUGUUUGUGUGUGGGUGCAUGUGAACUCUACUGCCAUUGUCAUUCCGCCACUCUCAUUCACACUGUUUCUCCUGUGAUUCCCAUUCCAUCUCACCUCUCUCUCUCUGUGACCACUAUCAAUUUCCUUCUUCUUCCUUUUUUCUAUAAGAAGAAUUCCCAACGGCCCCCUGUUCUUGCUCUUUAAGCUGUUUCAGUGUGUGUGUGUCCCAAGAAUCAAGGAUGAAAAGCACAACAAAUCUCUCACUUUUUUCCAUCUCCAUCUUCUUCACCCUCUGCAUCUUUAUCACCCCAUCUCUUUCAACCUAUGACGGUCCGCUGUACGACUCUUCAGCCUACACAGAGUGCAAACAGAAUCCGGAGGAGCCAUUAUACCAGGGAGGAAUACUGGCGGAUAGUGCGCCACAAUCGCGACAGGUCAUUGGGCUCGACGGGAAGGGAGUUUAUACCCCCACCUUUCUGCUUCACAAUUUAACCGCAGACACAAUCUAUUGUUUUUCCAGUUGGGUCCGAUUGGAAGACGGAGAAUCUGCUCUCUUGACUGCUACGCUGUUGUCGGAAAAGGGCGCACAAGCGGACUGCGUAGGGACUGUAGUUGCCAAGAGAGGAUGCUGGUCCUUCAUCAAGGGGGGUUUCCUUUUGACUUCCCCAUCUAACUUAUCUCUACUCUACUUUAUGAAUUCAGCCACAGCAGAUAUCAAUAUAGAGAUUGCAAGCGCUUCUUUACAGCCGUUUACUCAGCAACAAUGGAGAUUGAAUCAACAAACCAAAAUUAACAUGGAGAGAAAGCGUGCCGUAACAAUCCAUGCCUCAGACAGACAGGGGAUUAGACUAAAGAAUGCAACUGUAACAGUUGAACAAAUAUCAAAAGAUUUCUCAUUUGGAUCUGCAAUAUCUAAAUCCAUCAUAGGAAACUUGCCCUACCAGGAAUGGUUUGCAAAGCGGUUCAAUGCAGCAGUAUUUGAGAAUGAGCUAAAGUGGUAUGCAACAGAGCCCGAAGAAGGCCAUCUCAAUUACACCAUACCUGACCAGAUGCUGAGCUUUGUGAGAGAGCACCAGAUUGCGGUGCGAGGCCACAACAUCUUCUGGGAAGAUCCCAAAUACACGCCGAAAUGGGUUCUCAACCUGACGGGCCCGGCCCUGGAAUCCGCGGUCCAGUCCAGAAUCCAGAGCCUGAUGCAGAGCUACAGAGGCGAGUUCAUCCACUGGGAUGUCAGCAACGAAAUGCUGCAUUUCGACUUCUACGAGCAGCGUCUGGGGCCCAAUGCCACUGUAGAGUUCUUCAAGACGGCCCACGAAGCAGAUCCUCUCGCGACCCUUUUCAUGAACGACUUCAACAUCGUGGAAACGUGCUCGGACCCCAAGUCCACCGUGGACGCGUACAUUGAGAAGAUGAGGGAGCUGAAAGAGGGGGGAGUUUCCAUGGAUGGGAUUGGGCUGGAGGGUCAUUUCACAGUUCCAAACCCUCCCUUGAUCCGGGCAAUCCUUGACAAGCUCGCCACCCUGGGGCUCCCGAUUUGGCUCACCGAAAUCGACAUCAGCAAGAAACGGGGCCAAGAAAUGCAGGCAAGGUAUUUGGAAAUAGUUCUGAGAGAAGGGUUCUCGCAUCCGGCGGUGGACGGGAUUAUGCUGUGGACGGCGUUAGAUCCAAAGGGGUGCUACCAAAUGUGCCUCACUGAUAACAACAUGAACAAUCUGCCGGCGGGAGACGUGGUCGACGAUCUGCUGAAGGAGUGGCAGACCCAGAGGUUGGAAGGGGAAACGGACGAGCAUGGCUGCCACAGUUUCUCUGGGUUCCUGGGAGAAUACCUAGUCAGGGUCGACUACAGUAACAGGACAUCGAGCUCGACUUUCUCCCUUAACCGCGGCGAUGAGACCCGGCAUUUUAGCAUUCAAGUCUGAAGAUGAGUGUUCAUGUCGUACCUAAUUUACCCACCAGAACGUUUCCCACGCACAGAUAGAAAUGGAUGAAUUUAGAUAUUGGGGAAAAGUUUGAAUCUAAAAAGAAUUGAGACUCCGUAAGGACCACAUGCAUGUGAACUGUUCGUGUAAAUGCCUGAGAUAGCACUCAUAUUUAGCUUCAAAAGUUAACUCUUAUUGAAACAUUAGACAAUAUGAACAAAAGAAAAAGAAGAUAAUACC
Messenger RNA from Cuscuta campestris, 2144 nucleotides. Lineage: Eukaryota; Viridiplantae; Streptophyta; Magnoliopsida; Solanales; Convolvulaceae. The record is from the annotation of a GenBank genome assembly.